Clupea harengus (Atlantic herring) is the source of this 4104-nucleotide messenger RNA. RefSeq names its product cullin associated and neddylation dissociated 2 (putative) (gene cand2). Lineage: Eukaryota; Metazoa; Chordata; Actinopteri; Clupeiformes; Clupeidae. The record is from RefSeq and is a predicted model, not a curated record. Gene Ontology annotation, biological process: SCF complex assembly.
UCCCAGUAUGUUCUGGUCUGACAGCGUCAUUCCAGCCACCUUCUCCCGUCAUGUUCUACUGUUGUUCCUAAUUUCCUAAAACUUUUCCAUACGAAGAUUAUUCAUACAAGUGUUUGUAAAACUUAAAACAGUCAAGAUGUCGAGUGUCGCCUAUUACAUCUCUAAUUUGCUAGAAAAAAUGACAUCCACUGACAAAGAUUUUCGGUUCAUGGCCACCAAUGACCUGAUGAUGGAGUUGCAGAAGGACUCAAUAAAACUAGACGAGGACAGUGAGAGGAAGGUGGUGGCUAUGUUGCUCAAACUACUGGAGGACAAGAAUGGAGAGGUCCAGAAUUUGGCAGUAAAAUGUCUGGGUCCCCUCGUGAGCAAGGUGAAGGAGUACCAGGUGGAGACCAUGGUGGACACUCUCUGCAGUAAUAUGGUGUCAGACAAAGAGCAGCUCAGAGACAUCUCCAGCAUGGGGUUGAAAACAGUCAUUGCUGAGCUACCGCCAACAACCUCAGGCAUGGCCCUGACCUGUAACGUGUGUAAGAAGAUCACCUCUCAGCUGAUCGGAGCUCUGGGGAAGCAGGACGACGUGUCCAUCCAACUGGAGGCUCUGGAUAUCCUGUCAGACAUGCUCAGCAGGUUGAGUGGCGCCUUGUCCAGUUUCCACAUCUCCAUCCUGUCCAGCCUGCUGCCCCAGCUGACCAGCUCCCGUAUGGCCGUGCGGAAGCGCACCAUCAUCGCCCUUGGCCACCUCGUGCCCAGCUGCAGCCCAGCCCUCUUCACACAGCUCACGGAGCACCUGCUUACCGAGCUCACCCGCGGCACCCCCACCUCCAACACCCGUACCUACAUCCAGUGCCUGGCCACCGUCAGUCACCACGGAGGACACAGAGUCGGGGAACACCUUGAGAAGAUUGUGCCAAUGGUGGUCAAGUUCUGCAAUGUUGAAGAUGAUGAACUGAGGGAGUACUGCUUUCAGGCCUUUGAAGCCUUUGUGCGCAGAUGUCCCAAGGAAAUGUCCCCUCACAUCACCACAGUGAUUAAAUUAUGUCUGAAGUACAUCACCUAUGACCCCAAUUAUAACUAUGAUGGGGACGAUGACCAAGAGGAUUCCAUGGAAACUGAAGAGGAUGAAGAUGAGGAGUCAGACGAUGAGUACAGUGACGAUGACGACAUGAGUUGGAAGGUCCGACGGUCCUCAGUGAAGUGCCUGGAGACAGUGAUCAGCAAUCGCCGUGACCUUCUGGUGGACCUGUACGGUUCCGUCUGCCCCACCCUGGUGUCCUGCUUCAAGGAACGCGAGGAGAACGUGCGAACGGACAUCUUCCUGGCCUUUGUGGCGCUCCUCAGGCAGACCCACCCGGUAGCGGGGGCAACAGUUGUCCUUGAGCCUGGGGCAAAAGAGUCGCCCGCGGUCACCCUGCUCAAGAAACAGGUGCCCACAGUGGUGAAGGCCCUGCAUAAGCAACUGAAGGAGAAGAGCAUGAAGUCCAGACAGGGCUGCGUUAGUCUGCUCACAGAGCUGGCCAACGUGCUGCCCGGAGCCCUGGGAGAGCACAUACCUGCACUCAUACCCGGUAUUGUGUAUUCCCUCACUGAUAAGUCCACCUCGUCCAACAUGAAGAUUGACGCCCUUGCCUUCCUCCAUGUUCUUCUGUCCAGCCAUACCCCUGAAGUCUUUCACCCCCACAUCAGCGUCAUCUUACCGCCUGUUGUGCGUUGUGUGGACGACUCCUUCUACAAAAUCAUCUCUGAAGCCCUUUUAGUCACCCUACAGGUGGUGAAGAUCAUUCGACCAGUGGACAAACCCUCCUCUUUUGACGCCAAACCCUAUGUGAAAGACAUCUUCUCUGCCACCGUAAAGAGGCUGAAGGCAGCAGACAUAGACCAGGAAGUGAAGGAGAGGGCCAUUUCCUGUAUGGGCUACAUCGUCAGCCAUCUUGGAGACCAACUGGGUGGAGACCUGCAGCCCACCCUGCAGAUCUUCCUCGAGAGAUUGAAGAACGAGAUCACCCGCCUCACGGCCGUGAAGACAAUCACACUGGUCGCGGCGUCCCCGCUCAAGAUCGACCUGCGUCCCAUCCUCACAGAGGGCAUCCCCAUCCUGGCCUCCUUCCUGCGGAAGAAGCAACGAGCCCUCAAGCUGGGCACACUGACCGCUCUCAACGUGAUCGUGACGAACUACAGUGACAGCCUCAAGCCGCCCAUGAUCGAUGCCGUGCUCGCGGAGCUGCCGGCGCUCAUCCAGGAGAGUGACAUGCACGUGUCUCAGGUGGCCAUCACGCUUCUGGCCUGCAUGGCUAAAGCCUGCCCAUCUUCCCCCUCCAAGAUCGGUGGCACUAUCCUACCCGAGGUGCUCCGUCUGGUCCACUCCCCGCUGCUCCAGGGAGGGGCUCUGAGCUCCAUCCUGGACUUCUUGCAGGCCCUGGUGCUGACAAAGUCCAGCAACAUGAGCUACAAUGAUCUGCUGAAAGCUUUAACAGGUCCCUUCUAUGGAGCUAAAACAUCAGAUCUUCCCAUGCAUCGCCAGGCCUACUAUUCCGUCGCCAAGUGUGUGGCUGCCCUGGCCUCGGCAUGCACCAAAGAAGCUUCUGGAAUGAUCACCAACCUCAUCCAGGAAGUGAAGAGCUCCAAGUCAUCCGAGUCGGUGCGGAUCCUGUCCUUCCUGUGCCUGGGCGAGGCCGGCCGUUCCAUGAACCUAAGCGGGCAGAAGGAGCUGAGGAACGUCAUCCUGGAGGCGUUUUCAUCCCCCAACGAGGAGAUCAAAUCGGCCGCCUCCUGCGCCCUGGGCAACAUCUGCGUGGGGAACCUGGAGGAGUACCUGCCCUUCAUGCUGACGGAGAUCGGCAGCCAGCCCAAGAAGCAGUACCUGCUGUUGCACUCCCUGAAGGAGGUGAUCAGCGCCUCCUCGCCCGAGCACCUUAAGCCCCAUCUAGAGAAUGUCUGGGCACUGCUCUUUAAGAACUGCGAGUGCCCUGAGGAGGGAACGCGGAACGUGGUUGCUGAGUGCUUGGGGAAGCUCACACUGGCCAACCCCUCUGAGCUGUUGCCCCGGCUUAAGAAGCAGCUGUCAUCAGGGUCCCCUCUCGCACGCAGUACCGUUGUCACAGCUGUGAAAUUCACAAUUGUUGAUCAGCCCGUGCCCAUUGACUCACUACUGAAAGGCUGCAUAGGUGACUUCCUGAAGACCCUGCAGGACCCUGAUCUGAAUGUGAGGCGGGUUGCCUUGGUGAUGCUGAACUCAGCAGCCCACAACAAGCCUGCACUGAUUCGAGGCCUCUUAAGUAAAGUGCUCCCUCACCUCUACAACGAGACACAGAUCAGAAAAGACCUUAUACGAGAGGUAGAGAUGGGACCCUUUAAGCACACAGUGGAUGACGGUCUGGACGUGCGCAAAGCUGCGUUUGAGUGCAUGUACACGCUGCUGGACAGCUGUCUCGACUGCCUGGACAUCUUUGAAUUCCUUGACCACGUGGAGGAAGGGCUCAAGGACCACUAUGAUAUCAGGAUGCUGACGUUCAUCAUGCUGGCCAGGCUGUCAUCUCUGUGCCCCAGUGCAGUAGUGCAGAGGCUGGAUCGACUGGUGGAGCCACUGAGGGCCACAUGCACUACAAAGGUGAAGGCGGGAUCGGUGAAGCAGGAGUUUGAGAAGCAGGAGGAGCUUAGGCGCUCUGCCAUGCGUGCCGUGGCUGCCCUCCUCUCCAUCAGCGAGGUCGAGAAGAGCCCUGCCAUGGCAGACUUUGCCAACCAGAUUCGCUCCAAUGCAGAGAUGGCCACCAUCUUUGAGAGCGUGCAAGGAGACGUCAUGUCAGGCGGUGUGGAAGCCAUGGAUACCAGUUAAAGGCCUCACCAAGUCAAAUGGGUUGUUCAAUUCUAGUCUCAAAAGGUUCAGCGUAAUAUAUGUAGCAAUAGCGAGGUGCCAAGACCUGAGCCAGGGUAGUAGCCAACCACAGAUACUACACACACACACAGUAGUUCAAAGUAGGAAUGACUACUUUUUACAGCACUUACUGAAAUGAGUUGAAUUUUUAUAACUACCUGCGCAAGAUUCAAUCGAUUUGAUUUUCACCACUCAAAACAGACUGAACUCACGUGUGAAUUUCUGGCGUAGGUUAC